Nymphaea colorata (pocket water lily) is the source of this 1311-nucleotide messenger RNA. RefSeq lists its product as uncharacterized. The coding region runs from base 275 to 1108 and encodes 277 amino acids. The record is from RefSeq and is a predicted model, not a curated record. The transcript has 2 exons. Lineage: Eukaryota; Viridiplantae; Streptophyta; Magnoliopsida; Nymphaeales; Nymphaeaceae.
GAUGGCAGGCGUUUAGUUCGUUAUCACGUCAUUUCCUUCACUUUCUCUCUCCUUCCCCUCCAUCACCACCCACCAUUGGGAGAGAGAGAGGAAGGGGGAGGGGGAGGGGGAGAGAAGAGAGGAGGAGAUUUCUCUUUCAUCCCACCUUCAACCUUCUCCACCAGGCCACCCCCACCUGCAUUGUCGCAUUGUCUUCUGUUUCCUUUUCGUCUUUUCCAUUUCUAUUGGCUGGGCUAACACCACCACCAUCAUUUUUUUCAACAACUUGCCGACGAUGGCGGCGAAGCUGUUCUCUGCAUGCUUCGGCCGCAAAGGUUGCAGAAAGGAUUCAUCGGACAAUGCGGCUAAGGUCCACACGGCCAAUGCUCAGGACCCUGCAUCAGGGGAGGAGCAGAGGAAAGGAGGUUCGGUGUUGGUGGAGCUGUUCACCUCUCAAGGCUGUGCCACUUCGCCGGAGGCCGAGCUCCUGAUCUCACGGCUCGGCCGCGGGGAAUUGCCGGACGAUGCACCUCCGGUGAUCAUCCUGGCAUACCACGUUGAGUACUGGGACUAUCUGGGAUGGAAAGACCCCUUCGGGUCGAUGUUGUGGACUGCCCGGCAGAAGGCGUACGUCGAGGCACUGCAGCAGGACACGAUCUAUACGCCGCAGGUGGUGGUGCAGGGCCGGGCUGAGUGCUUCGGCACCAACGAAGAGGCUCUCUUGGCAGAGAUCAGCAAAGCACAGCAGUUUUCCGGCCCGACAAUGCAGGCGACCUUCGAGAGGAAAACACCUGAAACCCUGCAAGUCUCUCUGAGUGGUGCGCUGAGGACGAAGGUGGACGGGAAGGGUAUGGACAUCAUGGUAGCUCUGUAUGAGAAUGGGCUGGUGACGGAGGUUUCAAGUGGCGAGAACAAGGGGCAGGUUAUGAAGAACGAUUUCGUCGUUAGGGUGCUAGAGAAGAUGUGCACCGUCCGCGAUGUUUCGGCGAAGAAGACGGUGUCGGGAACGGUGAACUUCAACCUAUGGGACGGAUUUGAUAGCAGCAAAUGCGGCAUUGUGGUUUUCCUGCAGAAUCCUUCCAUGCAGAACUUUGGGUGUCAGCAAUUCCAGCUUCCCGAUGACCUCUGACUGAGUAACAAUGCCAUCACCAGAUCUUCUUCCAUUUUCUUGGUGUCUCAUUUCUUACUGAAGACUUGCUUGUUAGGCCUCCUGAUUGUAGAUGUGAGUGUUUGAGAGUGCGUUGCGCGUUUUACUUGUUCAGAGAUUGCUAGGGAAAGGAGUCCUGUUUUUAUGCUCCCCUUUAAAUUCUAUAUUUGACUUGAUUACUUUUC